CACAGCUGAGCCACAGACAGCAGACACAUAUUUUCCAAACAAAGAUGAAGAUUUCCUCGGUCCUCUCACUGGUGCUGAUACUCUGCUAUUUCUGCAGAGCUCGGAGACACAGCGGCGACAGUAAUAUCUUGCUUCGUGCUCCCGAUGUUGAGAGCGGGGAAGAGAGGGCUCAGACACAGAGGGCUGGGAUUGAAGCUGAGGAAGGUGAACGAGAGCUGGUGCCUCAGACUGACAUCUGGACUGAGCUGAGGGACCUGAGAGACAUGGUGGUGGAGCAGAGAGUGGAGCUUAGGCACCUGACGACCAGAGUAACAGCUGCUGAGAGCCUGGUGGAGGCCUUGAGGAGGGAGAAUACAGCUUUGGAGGCCAGGAUGACCGCUGCUGAGAGGUUGGUGGCGCAACUGCAGACGGAGAAUGACGCUCAAGAUGCAGAGCUCACAGCCGUUAAGCAGCAGCUCAGCACUCUGCAGCAAAGAGUGACAGUCAGUGAGGGCCGCAUGGCAGCGCUGGAGAAAGAUCAAGAAGCUCAAGAUGCAGAGAUUGCAGCUAAUCAGCAGCAGCUUGGCGCUCUGCAGGAAAGAGUGACAGCCAGUGAAGGCCGCGUGGCAGAGCUGGAGAAAGAGCAAGGAGCUCAAGAUGCAGAGCUCACAGCCGUUAAGCAGCAACUCGGCGCUCUGCAGCAAAGAGUGACAGCCAGCGAAGGCCGCGUGGCAGCGCUGGAGAGAGAGCAAGAAGUACAAAAUGCAGCACUGCAGCAACUUGAAAAUGCCAGCAAAGUGAGGAAAGUGGCCUUUUCUGCCUCCCUUCGGACAUCUGGCGCAGGAAACAUCUCAGAAAAUCCACUUAGAUACAGAAAUGUCUUUACCAACACUGGAAACCACUACAACCCAAACACAGGUUACUUCACUGCACCAAUAAGAGGAGUGUAUUACUUCAGAUUUGACGGCCAUUCAUCACAUUCUAAUCACAUGAUGAUAAUGCAUCUCAUCAAGAAUGGACGACUCAUAGUUACCGCAGCUGACCUUCCCCCGUCACCUGCAGAUCUGGCGGAUAAUGCAUCCAAUGGUGCAGUGUUGCAGUUAGAAGUGGGAGAUAUUGUUUCGGUAAGCCUUUCUGGGGAGGUUUGGGAUGACAACAACAACAGAACAACUUUUAGUGGCUUUCUGCUCUUUCCUUUGUAAGAUGUUACAGCUGCCGACAUGACAGUAACAUGCUGGGCCCGGUUUGUGUCAUUUAAUCACUGUCUGUAAAUUUAUU
This is a messenger RNA of Epinephelus fuscoguttatus (brown-marbled grouper), 1257 nucleotides long. Its product is annotated as protein Daple-like. Gene Ontology annotation, molecular function: protein binding. The transcript has 8 exons. The record is from RefSeq and is a predicted model, not a curated record. The coding region runs from base 45 to 1181 and encodes 378 amino acids. NCBI's taxonomy places the organism in Eukaryota, Metazoa, Chordata, Actinopteri, Perciformes, Serranidae.